AUGUGUGGAAAUCUGCUACUUUGCGGUAUCGUCUCAACGUUCGGCCAAACGCAUAUUAAUGGGACGGCGAGUGUACGAGUUGUCAUAAUGAGCGGCCAGGUGAAGGCCGAAUAUGAUUUCGAAGCACAACCGGGCUCUGGCGAAAUGAGCAUCAGCGCCGGUGAAAUACUUACUGUUAUACGGCGAAAUGUCGAAGGCGGUUGGAUGGAAGGAAGAAAUUCCAGAGGACAAGUCGGUCUAUUCCCUGAAUCCUACGUUGUCCCUCAUUUUGGAGCGCCACCUACAGCUCCGCCGCCAUUACCUCCAUCAAUACCGCAAGUUUCCUCCCGACCAGCGCUUGACGAUUGGGGAACGUCCGGAUUUUCACUGCCACCACCAACCACUUCCGUUCCACCCUUCACUUCGGGCACUGGCGCCGGAACAACCAAUAACACUCAACCGGCUCCAUCAAGCGCUGGCGAUGAUUUCGAUGAUGAAUGGACAGAUGAGGACGAGGAGGUUUUGGAGACUGGUAAUCAUGUCCAUGAUCAGAGAUCAACGGUUAGUCGAAGUCAUUCCACUGGUGGUGCUGAACGUCAAGGACCAAGCAAGGUCAACCGAAAUAUUAAUAGAUUUUCCAACUUCGUCAAGUCUGGAAUGGAAGCAUACAUUCUUGGCGAGUCACGAAUGAACGGACAAUCAGGCGAAAAGCAUGAAAUUAUUAUCAGUGGUCCACUCGUACAAUGGCGUCCCAUUCAACAGUACUACACGUGUACAGUAGAUAAACCGAAAAAAGAGACAAAACUGAAAGGUCUCAAGAGUUUCAUCGCUUAUUCACUCACCUCUACGCUCAGUCGAAUACAGGUGUCUCGUCGUUACAAACAUUUCGAUUGGUUACAUGACCAGUUAUCCGCGAAGUAUAUAAUGAUUGCUAUUCCUCCUUUACCAGAAAAACAGGUUUCAGGACGUUAUGAAGACGAUCUCAUUGAUCACCGAAAGCAUAUUCUACAGUUAUGGGUGAACAAGAUCUGUCGUCAUCCAGUUUUAAGCCAGAGCGAGGUUUGGCUUCAUUUUAUCACGUGCACUGAUGAGAAAGAAUGGAAAAAUGGCAAGAGAAAAGCAGAAAAGGAUGAAUAUGUUGGUGGAAACUUCUUCAACUGUGUGACGGUACCGCAAUCUCCCCUUGACAUUGGUCAUGUUGAACGGCAAGUGGAAAAAUUCCAACGAAGUGUCAAGACUAGUGAGGACGCAAUGAGGGUGAUGCAAGAGCGCUUAGGCGUAUUCCAAAAGCUAUUCAUAGGACCUGUAAAAUCAAAUUGGCAGAAAAUGGCGCUUGCAUUUGUGACUUUGGCACAAUCUUUUCACACUGAUGAUCAUCCAGGAAGCAACAGAAUGGUGGACGCUCUAAAGCAAACCGCUCAUCACUAUCACCAAAUCGGUGACGAUUUUGAGGCCCAUUCCAAAAAUGACAUGGAACCAGUCAUGGAGAGCCUUUAUUCCUUCAAGGGCACUAUUCAAACUGCCCCUGAUAUUUUGCAUGUGCAUAAGCAAGCGGUCCAAAAAUAUCGCGAAUGCGAAGGAAAGCUUUCACAUGCAGACGCGGAUAGAAUAAAACGACGUGUGGACUCGACGAGCUAUGCAGUAUUGGCAGAGAUGAAUCAUUUGAACACAGAGAAGAUUGAGGACGUGCGUAUUACAAUGUUCAACUACCUUAAACGACAAGCAGAAUUCUACCAAAAGAUGGCGAACUCCUUGAACGAUAUGGCGAAACUCUACGAGUUCUAA
This is a messenger RNA of Necator americanus (New World hookworm), 1764 nucleotides long. RefSeq lists its product as uncharacterized. Bases 1 to 1764 code for a protein of 587 amino acids. Gene Ontology annotation, biological process: endosomal transport; endocytosis; plasma membrane tubulation. The record is from RefSeq and is a predicted model, not a curated record. NCBI's taxonomy places the organism in Eukaryota, Metazoa, Nematoda, Chromadorea, Rhabditida, Ancylostomatidae. Gene Ontology annotation, cellular component: cytoplasmic vesicle; plasma membrane. Gene Ontology annotation, molecular function: protein binding; phosphatidylinositol binding. The transcript is spliced from 18 exons.